Acipenser ruthenus (sterlet) is the source of this 3724-nucleotide messenger RNA. RefSeq lists its product as uncharacterized. The coding region runs from base 1322 to 2257 and encodes 311 amino acids. The transcript is spliced from 2 exons. The record is from RefSeq and is a predicted model, not a curated record. Lineage: Eukaryota; Metazoa; Chordata; Actinopteri; Acipenseriformes; Acipenseridae.
CUGUAAGUCGCCCUGGAUAAGGGCGUCUGCUAAGAAAUAAUAAUAAUAAUAGUUAUGUAGGGGUGCUAGAUUCUGUUUAAUUUAAUACAUGUUUAAACUUUUAAAAAUAUAUAGUUUAAACGUUAAAAAAAACAUUUUGAAAAGACGCUGUGUAAGGGGGAUAGUAUGCGUCCCCCUCGAUGUGCGGUCUCGACAGCAGGAGAAAAUCGGAAGUCGGCCAUCUUGGGGGAAGUGCGUAGUUGCAAGGGCUCUGAGCAUUUUAUAUAAAUUAGCUUUCUAUAAAUUACUGCAUACAUAUCUAUAAACAGGUCUUUUACAUCGGCUUUUCUACUCUCCUUAAAUUCAAUUGAUACGUGUUAAUCCAUUCGUGUAUCUCAAUCACAACUGAGAAACGCGUUAAUAGUAAAAUAGGUUUAAUUUACGUUUUUUUUUUCUUCUGUGAAACGACUAAAUGGGCUUUUAAAUGGUAAGUCUUACUUUUUCAUUUAAAUGCUGAAGCAACUUAAUGCAGUAAUACAAAUACAGUUACUCGUCGUAAUGAUUGUAAUAGUGUGUCCAGCAAAACGCUUUAUUUUUAAUUACAGCUUUAAUAAAGAUUAGUUGCUUAUUAACAUGUUGCAAUCUCGUUUGUACAUUAUGCUUGUACCUGAAAAAUGAAAGCUUGGCCUGUUUAAAAGCCCAUUAAGUUGUUUGACAGAAAAAAAUAACUAAAUUAAAUCAAAUAAAUUUGUACAAUAUCCUGUUAAUUCAAAGAAUCAAUGUUCCUUUUAAAAAAAAAAAAAAUUUACUAAUAGCAAUAGUUUGUACUUAUCUGACUGGCAGCAGUAAAAAAGAAAAAGACUAAAAAAUAAACAUAAAAUUGAAGCAAUCUGCUGUUUAAAAAAAAAAAAAAAAAAAACUACAGUCUUCUGUAAUCUUGCUCAACAAAAGACAUUAAAAGUUGAAUUCGGUAUCCUCCAAAAUUGAAAUUGGUUGCAUGUCAUUUGCGAUCGUCUCAAUAACACCGUGUAACAAUUUUUUUUUUGUUGUUGUUCCUGGGUAGCAAGUGUUUUUUCCUAAUUGCUUAUGCCUCAAAAGUAUAGAAAAUGGCUCUUAUUCCCCACAAACUUUGCUUUUGUGACCAGGACAGUGAUAUUUUGAAAUUUACCUAUUUUCCAGAACAUUCCAGAUAGAUUCAGUGCUGAGUAAACUUGGAGUAACUUCUAGAACUUUCUAGAACUUUCCAGUAAUAUAAAUAGUAGUAUAAAUACAGGGGCCUUAAGCCCACCAGUUCAGUUUAGUUCCAGCUGCCUAAGUGGAUACAUAUCUGCAUUUUUCUGAGAUGGCAUCAAGAGGCUGCAAGCAUCCGGCAGACGCAUUUUGCUAUGUCUGCGGCCAAUUUAUCAAGACAAGAGCGAAAAAGUACUCCGUGGAAGCAUCUGCUAAGAUGUGUGAGGCCUACAAGGCAUAUUUCGGCAUGCCUGUCGGGGAUCAAGACAAACCCUGGGCACCUCAUUUCACCUGCGAGCACUGCAAAAAAACUCUGGAAGGAUGGUACAGAGGGGAAAAGAGAGCCAUGAAGUUCGCUAUCCCAAGAAUUUGGCGGGAACCCACUGACCACUCAAGCAACUGCUACUUCUGCAUGGUGGACCCUUCCAAGCGGACCGGGUUCUCUGUGGGGAGGAACAACGUCAAGUGGGAGCCACUGGUGGACCCCCGGAAGGUGCUGAUGCCACCACUGCACAUCAAAUUGGGCCUUAUGAAACAAUUUGUCAGAGCUCUAGAUAAGGAAUCGGCAGCCUUCAAGUACCUUCAAGACUUCUUCCCUAAGUUGUCUGAGGCAAAGGUCAAAGCCGGUGUCUUCGUCGGACCACAGAUAAAGAAGAUCCUGGAGUGCAAUGAAUUCCCCAAGAAGCUCACUAGUAAGGAGAAAGCGGCUUGGAACAGCUUUGUCGCAGUGGUUCAGGGCUUCCUGGGCAAUCACAAGGCCCAAAACUAUGUGGAGCUGGUUGAGACUCUGGUGAAGAACUACGGCACAAUGGGCUGUAGGAUGUCCCUCAAAGUCCAUAUCCUUGAUGCUCAUCUUGAUAAAUUCAAGGAGAACAUGGGAGCGUACUCGGAGGAGCAAGGCGAGCGCUUCCACCAGGAUAUGCUGGACUUUGAACGCCGCAACCAAGGACAGUAUAACGAGAACAUGAUGGGAGACUACAUUUGGGGGCUGAUUCGUGAAAGUGAUUUACAGUAUAAUCGUAAAUCUCGAAAAACUACUCACUUCUAAAUCUUUUGUAGUCAUUUUUGUAUUACUUUAGUAUAAAUACAUGUUAAUUUGGAUUCAUAUGUUGUUUUUUUCUGAAUUUAUGUGAAUGAAAAUUCGCCCGUUUUUUCAUUGGAAAUAGGUAAAUUUCAAAAUAUCACUGUCCUGGUCACAAAAGCAAAGUUUGUGGGGAAUAAUGGCCAUUUUCUAUACUUUUGAGGCAUAAGCAAUUAGGAAAUAACACUUACUACCCAGGAACAAAAAUUGUGUUACAUAGUGAAUCAGCGUGUUAUGUUUUCAGCCCGAAUUCUAUCGCAUUUCGCUUGCAUGUCUGGGCCCCACCUCCUGCAUGCUAGAUCCAGCUUCAUAGAAGCAGACUAGUCACGUGAUCAAAAGCAAUGACAAUGAUGCCACGUGACACAGGUAGGAAGUAAUACAAAAAACAAAACAAAACCGGUAGCUGUUACUUGCAGACACACGCUUCUUAAUAUUUGAUCUGCACGUUUUUGACAAAGUUUAAACGAUUAGCAAAAUUAAAAACAUUGGACACUUUACGUUUAAACUCUAAACGAUUUACACCCCUACUGGCAAGAGACUUGCGCCACAACAGCAAACAACAUAAAACACAAUAAAUAAGUAAAAAAAAAUAAAAUAAAAUCCUUUACCGAUAGUAGCUGCUAGGUUGCAGUCUGUCUGGCAGCAGUGUUGUCUGGGAAGAAUUAACUCAUUGGCUUGUCGGUUUUAGACCUGUUAUAUAUUUUUUUAAUAUAUGUACAUUUUUUAGAUGAAAAUGAAAUGUCAAUUGCAAAAUUUUGUAAAAUGCCUACAGCAACGGUAAUCGGUUAAAUACCAAGACCAGAGGAGGGUUUUCAAGACCGCUGUAGUACUGUUAAUACGAGUGUCCAUUUUGCUUAUAUAUAACAUAUUUUUUUUUUUCAUUUAUUCUUCGUUACAGUAACAUUAAUGUAAUAGAAAAAAAAACACAUUUGAAUUAUUAAAAUAAACCAGCUGUAUAGUGUAGCAGCAAACAAUGAACAGCAUUUAACUUUUUUCUUUUUUUAUAUAUCUGAAUUGUUGUUGCAGUUAUUAUUAUUGUUAAUGGAUGUGAAAGGUUAAUGCAGAAAUUAGAUACAUGUAGAGAGAGACAAGCACACUUUUGAAAAGGAAGAUCAAAGCUAAUUCUGUCAUGUUGUUCCUUGUUGUUCUUCUGACAGCCUCUUGUGAAAAAUUAGGAUGAUCAAAUUCCACGCCUUUUUUUUAACCCCUCUGGGCAGUGUUGGUCAAAUAUUUCUGGAAUCAUUAUAGAAGAUGGUGCCAAUCAUAUUGUUGUUGAUAAAUCAUAUCAGAUAUUUGCUUGAUCUGAUUUCAGGGGCGUGGAUUAGUGUGCGUUGGCUUCUAGUUUAGUUUUAGUGUAUUAUUAUUUAUUUCUUAGCAGACGCCCUUAUCCAGGGCGACUUACAAUUGUUACAAGAUAUCACAUUAUUUUUACGU